This is a messenger RNA of Chionomys nivalis (European snow vole), 2128 nucleotides long. RefSeq names its product phosphatidylinositol glycan anchor biosynthesis class Z (gene Pigz). Gene Ontology annotation, cellular component: endoplasmic reticulum membrane. The transcript is spliced from 3 exons. Gene Ontology annotation, biological process: GPI anchor biosynthetic process. The record is from RefSeq and is a predicted model, not a curated record. The coding region runs from base 224 to 1873 and encodes 549 amino acids. NCBI's taxonomy places the organism in Eukaryota, Metazoa, Chordata, Mammalia, Rodentia, Cricetidae. Gene Ontology annotation, molecular function: alpha-1,2-mannosyltransferase activity.
UGUGGAGAGGGAAGACCAUCGCCCCACCCCGCUCUGCAAUCCUCUGUCCCGCAGGCGCAGGGCGUUAGAGCCUCGGGCUCAGGCCCUCACUCCCGAUGACCCUGGUAGCCAGCGCGGCAGGUGCAUCCCGAGGCAGCGCGUGGAUGUUGAUCUCCAGAGUGGCACCCGUGACAGCUGUGACAUCAUCCCAGGCUUCCAGCCCUGUGUUUGAUCUGAUGUGAAGAUGGCCGCCAGGGUGAUCUGGGGGAGCCUUGGUCUGCUUCGAGUCAUGUGGUGUCUCCUUCCCCAGACUGGCUACAUACACCCAGAUGAGUUCUUCCAGUCACCUGAGGUCAUGGCAGAGGACAUCCUGGGUGUGCAGGCUUCACGGCCCUGGGAAUUUUACCCCAGCAGCUCCUGCCGUACUGUGGUCUUCCCACUGCUGACCUCUGGCUCUACCUUCUGGUUGCUCAGGUUCUGGGAAGAGCUGGGGCUCUGGCCCGGUCUGGUGAGUGGCUACGUGCUGCUGGUGGGGCCCCGACUCCUCCUCACUACCCUCUCCUUUGCCCUGGACUGGGCUGUGUACUACCUGGCCCCGCUGUGGGGGGCAGAUCGCUGGAAUGCUAUGUGCCUGCUGUCUGGGUCCUAUGUCACCCUGGUUUUCUACACAAGGACCUUCUCCAACACCAUCGAGGGACUGCUCUUCACAUGGCUGCUGGUGCUGGUGUCCCCUUACGUGGCAUGGAAUCCCAUAUCAGAGACGCCUACUCCAGGCCCAUGGUGCCAUACCUGCCUUCUUGGUGCUGUCAUGGCUGCCGGCUUCUUCAAUCGGCCAACCUUUCUAGCCUUUGCUCUGGUCCCCCUCUCUCUCUGGGGCAUCCACAGAACCUUGAAACCUAGCAUCACGGCCUUGAUCCAGGAGGCCCUGGUGCUGUUACCAGGGGCUGCUCUUGCUGCAAUGCUGUUUAUAACCAUGGACAGCUGGUACUUCUCCAGCCUCUCCAGAUCCAGCUGUCUUGUUCUCACACCUCUCAACUUCUUGUACUACAACCUGGACCCCCAAAACCUCGCAAGGCAUGGCACACAUGCACGGCUCACUCACUUGGCAGUCAAUGGCUUCCUGCUCUUCGGGGUAUUGCAUGCUCAAGCCCUGCAGGCUGCAUGGCAACAACUCCACAGCUGCUUCCGUGUGUUUGCGCAAACGGGCUUCUUGGGGAUGCUGGGUGCCCGUGGCCUACUGUCUAGCUCCAAGUCUCAUCUCCUUCUCCUCUACUUCACACCCCUUGUCCUGCUAUCUGCCUUUAGCCACCAAGAGCCUAGAUUCCUGAUUCCCCUCAUAGUCCCUCUAGUCCUGCUUUGCAGUCCACAAACCCAGCCUAUACCCUGGAAGGGCACCCUGGUCCUCUUCAAUGCCCUAGGUGCUCUCAUCUUUGGCUGCCUGCAUCAGGGAGGCUUGGUACCUGGCCUGAAGUAUCUGGAACACGUAGUCCACGCACCCGUCCUCCCGGGCACGACCACACACUACAUGCUUCUCUUCACUCACACCUACAUGCCUCCCCAGCACCUCCUGCACCUCUCAGGCCUGCCAUCGCCUGUGGAGGUGGUGGACAUGGGCGGGGCUGAGGACUGGCUCCUGUGCCAAGCCCUGAACAACUUCAGCAGACAACCAGCCUGCCGACUGGCCGGUGGGCAACAGCUCUGCCGCCUCUUUGUAGUAACUCCAGGGACCAACAGGCAUGCUCUGGAGAAGUGCGGUCUUCCUCUCAAGAAUGAGACCCUCCUGUUUCCCCACUUGACCCUGGAGGACCCUCCAGCCCUGUCCUCCUUACUCAGCCAGGCUUGGAGGGCCCACCUUAGUCUUCACAUCAUAGAGCUGGAAGAUGGCCUGUCAUGACAAAGCAGCCAUGACCCAAGAUUCAGCCACAGAAGGAAGGUGCCACCCCAUCUUCUACACAGGCUGCUGGGCUGGGACACCGGAACAGACUCCCACUGCUGGCUCUUCUGGGCACAGAGACAGGUUGUUCCUCUAGGUGAGACACCAAAGAUCUGACCAGUCAUGGUCCCAAUGCCAAGGUCCCCAAAGAAACCUAGCAUACCCACUGGCAUGUGCCUGUUUCUACGCCAUUACUUCCGAUUGCUGUAAUGUCUA